AACUGCCUGAUAAGGUCAGUCCUUUUUUCUGUCUAUUUCCUAUCCUGUAUAGUUGAUCUGUCUUUAGAAAGUUGAUUUUGAUUAAUUUCUCUCUUCUCUUUCAUCUUUUAGGUGAGACCAAGUUGGGGAUGCACUCAUAAUGAACGUCAACCAGUCAGCUCCACCUGUGCCGCCAUUUGGGCAGCCCCAGCCUGUCUACACAGGGUAUCAUCAAUCCAGCUAUGGUGGGCAACCAGGGUCCACAGCCCCACCAACUGCCUAUGGCGCCUACAAUGGCCCAGUACCAGGCUAUCAGCAAACACCUCUCCCAGGUGUGUCGAGAGCCCCACCUUCUUCAGAGGCACCUCCAGCCUCAACAGCACAGGCCCCUUGUGGCCAGGUUGCAUAUGGCCAGUUUGGCCAAGGAGAUGUACAGAAUGGGCCAAGCUCCACUGUUCAGAUGCAGAGGUUUCCUGGGUCUCAGCCUUUUGGGUCAGUCCCACUGGCCCCUGUGGUCAGCCAGCCAACUGUGCUUCAGCCCUAUGGCCCUCCCCCGACAAGUGCACAGGUGACUGCUCAGCUGGCCGGAAUGCAGAUCAGUGGUGCUGUGGCCCCAGCCCUUACCCCUGUGGGGCUGGGCUAUGGCCCACCAACAUCGCUGGCCUCAGCCUCAGGAAGUUUCCCCAACUCUGGUCUGUAUGGCUCCUAUCCUCAGGGCCAGACUCCCCCCCUUAGCCAGGCCCAGGGUCAUCUUGGGACCCAGCCUCCCCAGCGAUCUGCCCCACCACAGGCCUCCAGCUUCACAUCUCCAGCAUCAGGGGGUCCUCGGAUGCCUUCGAUGACUGGUCCACUCCUGCCUGGACAGGGUUUUGGGGGGCCCUCAGUGAGCCAGCCCAACCAUGUGUCCUCACCUCCUCCUCAAGCUCUGCCUCCUGGCACCCAAAUGACUGGGCCCCCAGGACCACCACCACCUAUGCACUCCUCCCAGCAGCCAGGCUAUCAGCUGCAACCAAAUGGUUCCUUUGGACCAGCCCGGGGCCCUCAGCCCAAUUAUGGAAGUCCCUACCCAGGAGCACCCACCUUUGGCAGUCAGCCUGGGCCUCCUCAACCACUGCCUCCUAAGCGCCUGGAUCCUGAUGCCAUCCCAAGCCCUAUUCAGGUUAUUGAGGAUGACAGGAACAACCGGGGUUCAGAGCCAUUUGUUACUGGAGUACGGGGACAGGUGCCACCCUUAGUCACCACCAACUUCCUGGUGAAAGACCAAGGGAAUGCAAGUCCCCGAUACAUCCGAUGCACAUCCUAUAAUAUCCCUUGCACAUCUGACAUGGCUAAGCAGGCUCAGGUGCCCCUGGCAGCUGUCAUCAAACCACUGGCAAGGCUGCCUCCAGAGGAGGCUUCACCGUAUGUUGUGGACCAUGGGGAAUCUGGCCCUUUGCGCUGCAAUCGCUGCAAAGCAUAUAUGUGUCCCUUCAUGCAGUUCGUUGAGGGAGGGAGGCGCUUCCAGUGCUGCUUUUGCAGUUGUAUCAAUGAUGGUAUGUUCACUUUCCCCCCCCAGUAUUUUCAACAUCUGGAUCAUACUGGCAAACGUGUGGAUGCCUAUGACCGUCCGGAGUUAUCCCUGGGCUCGUAUGAAUUCUUGGCCACUGUAGAUUACUGCAAGAACAAUAAGUUCCCCAGCCCUCCUGCCUUCAUCUUCAUGAUUGAUGUCUCCUACAAUGCCAUCAGGAGUGGUCUUGUUAGGCUCCUCUGUGAGGAGCUCAAGUCACUGUUAGACUUUCUACCUAGGGAGGGCGGAGCAGAAGAGUCAGCAAUCCGUGUUGGCUUUGUCACCUAUAAUAAGGUGCUCCACUUCUACAAUGUGAAGAGCUCCUUGGCCCAGCCACAGAUGAUGGUUGUAUCUGAUGUGGCCGACAUGUUUGUGCCACUGCUGGAUGGCUUCCUUGUCAAUGUCAGUGAGUCUCGGGCAGUCAUCACCAGCUUAUUGGAUCAGAUUCCUGAAAUGUUUGCAGACACGAGGGAGACAGAGACAGUAUUUGCCCCAGUUAUCCAGGCUGGGAUGGAGGCUCUAAAGGCUGCUGAGUGUGCAGGGAAGCUGUUUCUGUUCCAUACCUCCCUGCCCAUUGCAGAGGCCCCAGGGAAACUGAAGAACAGAGACGACAGGAAGUUGAUCAACACAGACAAGGAGAAGACUCUGUUCCAGCCUCAGACAGGUGCCUAUCAGACCCUGGCCAAAGAGUGUGUGGCCCAAGGCUGCUGUGUAGAUCUCUUCCUCUUCCCUAACCAGUAUGUGGAUGUGGCCACGCUCUCUGUUGUACCCCAGCUCACUGGUGGCUCUGUCUACAAAUAUGCUUGCUUUCAGGUGGAGAAUGACCAGGAACGGUUCCUGAGUGACCUGCGUCGGGAUGUCCAGAAGGUUGUUGGCUUUGAUGCUGUGAUGCGUGUUCGGACAAGCACUGGUAUCCGUGCUGUAGAUUUCUUCGGGGCUUUCUACAUGAGCAACACAACAGAUGUGGAGCUGGCUGGGCUGGAUGGGGACAAGACAGUGACUGUGGAGUUCAAGCAUGACGAUCGGCUCAAUGAAGAGAGUGGAGCCCUCCUGCAGUGUGCCCUGCUCUAUACUAGCUGUGCAGGGCAGCGACGGCUCCGUAUCCACAAUCUGGCCCUGAACUGCUGCACCCAGCUGGCUGAUCUGUAUCGAAACUGUGAGACUGACACGCUCAUCAACUACAUGGCCAAGUUUGCAUACCGGGGGGUGCUUAAUAGCCCCGUGAAGACUGUCCGUGAUACUCUCAUCACUCAGUGUGCCCAGAUCCUGGCCUGUUACAGAAAGAACUGUGCCAGCCCCUCCUCUGCGGGACAGUUGAUCCUUCCUGAGUGCAUGAAGCUACUCCCAGUUUACCUGAACUGUGUGUUGAAGAGUGACGUCCUGCAGCCUGGAGCUGAGGUUACUACUGAUGACCGUGCCUAUGUCCGACAGCUGGUUACUUCCAUGGAUGUGGCUGAGACCAAUGUCUUCUUUUAUCCUCGGCUUCUACCAUUGACAAAGUCUCCCAUUGAGAGUGCCACUGAACCACCAGCAGUUCGAGCAUCUGAAGAACGUCUAAGCAAUGGGGAUAUAUAUUUGCUGGAGAAUGGGCUCAACCUUUUCCUGUGGGUGGGAGCAAGUGUCCAACAGGGUGUUGUCCAGAGCCUCUUCAGUGUCUCCUCCUUCAGUCAGAUCACCAGUGGCUUGAGUGUUCUGCCAGUUCUGGAUAAUCCGCUGUCCAAGAAGGUGCGAGGCCUCAUUGAUAGCUUGAGGGCACAGAGAUCACGGUACAUGAAGCUUAUCGUGGUGAAACAGGAGGACAAGCUGGAGAUGCUGUUCAAGCACUUCCUGGUGGAAGACAAGAGCUUGAGCGGGGGAGCAUCCUAUGUGGACUUUCUGUGUCAUAUGCACAAGGAAAUCCGGCAGCUACUGAGCUAGAGCAAGUGGGUAAAUGGCAUAGGGUGCCAGGCCAGCUUCCAGAAAGUACCCCAGGAUGGCAGAGAAAUUGGAACAGUUCCAUAUCUAAGUCAUGUUAGCUGACCUCAGUCUCUUUGGGGGGAGGGGGAGGUAUAAGGAGACACCUUUCUGGGAUCAAGUAUCCUACCACUCUGUCAUGUCCUGCUGAUGAAAGGUGCCCCUAUCCCUUCACAUUACCCUCCUUUUCCUGCUAAUCCUGUCAUAAUGAAUGUAGUUUCUCAGUUCACUGUAUAUGAUUCGGUGUUGGGGGAUUUGAAGGCACCCAGACUCUGGCAAUAUUAUGUGUCCCCUUGGACCAGCCUCCAAGAAGAGAGGGGCAGGCAGGAAGGAAUGGGAAUCCCAGGGUUACCAUGGGGGGGAGGGGCUAAUUCAGCUCAGUGUCAUCAACAACUUCCUAUAUUAGGGAUAAAACAUACAGGUGCACAAGAGCUGGGGUAUAGACCAUAGAUGGUGGAGAGAGAAGUGGUUAGUCAGUCCUUCUUGGGCCUGGAAGUCAGCAACCAAGUCAAAGUUAGGGAGAGUGGUUGAUUAGCUUUUCUCUCUCUCCUGCAAUGAUCAGUGAUCACUCAAUGGAUAGAGGCACAUUAUCAGAGAUGAAUGAGCCUGGGAAAUGAGUUGCAAAGAAUAUUAAGACCUGGGAGAGGUACCAGCCUCUUUUCCAGCUGGAGAGGCUCCAACACUGGAUGGUUCUGUAGGGAGCCUGAUCAUCAACUUGCAAUACCUCACAGAGCCAGCCCCUAUCCCACUCUGAGCUCCCACUGGAAACACUGCUUCUCCAAGGUGGGAGUUGUUGGGGAGAGAGGCAGAGGCGGCUGGAGCUCUGUUCUCUCCUGCUGGGACACCACUCGAGCUUUGGUAUUGACAGAGUGGCUGACAGUUAUCUUCCAACCUGAACUGGCUGGGGCAGGACAAGGGCUAGGCUUGAUGGUGGCCAGGCUUGUCUGCUCCCAGCCUGGGAUUCCCCUGCUCUGGACCUCUCAUUUAUCUUCAUUGGUUUAUUUUUCAAUGCAUCUUUAAUUUGUAAAGAAAUAAAAUAAAUUAAGAUGUAACAA
Molecule: messenger RNA, 4533 nt
Organism: Neomonachus schauinslandi (Hawaiian monk seal)
Lineage: Eukaryota; Metazoa; Chordata; Mammalia; Carnivora; Phocidae
Gene: SEC24C
Product: SEC24 homolog C, COPII coat complex component
Exons: 22
Coding region: 140-3442 (1100 amino acids)
Biological process (GO): intracellular protein transport; endoplasmic reticulum to Golgi vesicle-mediated transport; COPII-coated vesicle cargo loading
Cellular component (GO): COPII vesicle coat; endoplasmic reticulum exit site
Molecular function (GO): SNARE binding; zinc ion binding
Source: RefSeq, a predicted model, not a curated record